Messenger RNA from Fusarium odoratissimum NRRL 54006, 1407 nucleotides. RefSeq lists its product as uncharacterized. NCBI's taxonomy places the organism in Eukaryota, Fungi, Ascomycota, Sordariomycetes, Hypocreales, Nectriaceae. Gene Ontology annotation, molecular function: oxidoreductase activity. The record is from RefSeq and is a predicted model, not a curated record. The coding region runs from base 1 to 1407 and encodes 468 amino acids. The transcript has 3 exons.
AUGGCACAAAACUUCCAAGUCGUUAUUGUUGGCGCCGGACUGAGCGGUCUCCGAGCUACAAGAGAAGUCCACAAUGCUGGCCUGUCUUACAUCGUCCUUGAAGCAAUGGACCGCGUAGGAGGCAAGACCUUGUCCGUUCAGGCUUCUGACGGUAAUGGUGUCGUUGAUCUUGGAGCAUCCUGGAUCAAUGAUACAAGCCAGUCUGAGAUCUACAAGCUGGCCAAAGAGUUUGGCUUCGAUCUUGUUGAGCAGCGUACAGAGGGGAGUAGUCUUUACAGAGAUGAAAUGGGGCAGGUCCAUUGCAUCCCUUUCGAGAUGCCAGCAAAACUUGAGCCGAAACAGCUCAAGGAAGUUGAGCAGUUCAUGCAGAUUCUGUCGGAUUAUGCUGAAAGAUGUGACAUCGACGAUCCUUCUAACGUUCCAGACGCAAAGUACCUUGAUUCCGUGACAGUCGCAGAAUUUAUCGCGGGUUUCAAGGAUCCCAGUGCUUCACCCCUCGUCAACAGCAUCACGCGCAGCUUACUCGGUGUUGAAAGCGACGAACCCAGCGCUCUGUUCUUUCUUGACAUAUUGAAGAGGGGUACAGGUCUGAAGAACGUCAUCUCUGACUUCAAGGACGGGGCCCAGUACCUUCGUAAUCGGCAGGGCAACCAAGCAUUCUGCGAUCGUCUUGCUGCUGGACUCAACUCAGGCAGUGUGAAGAUCUCAAGCGCAGUGAAGGCCAUCACGCAGAAGGAAGGCGAGGACUGCCUAGUUGAGACUAUCAAUGGCGAUGUCUACAGAGCAAACAGAGUCAUCGUGUCAGUGCCGACCCCAUUAUACCCUCUCAUCCACUUCGAGCCAAGUCUGCCACCAGCCAAGAAAAAGCUCGGCGACUCUGCCAAAUCAGGAUAUUACAUCAAAACAAUCCUUGUAUAUGCAGAGCCAUGGUGGCAUUCUGCAGGUCUCUCAGGCGUGUAUAGUUCCACCGAUGGGCCAGUCGUCUUCACGCAUGAUACUUGCAUUCCGCAAGAUGGUCAAUAUAGUAUAACUUGCUUUCACGCUGGCGAUCCAGGGAGGAAGUGGUCGAAACUACCAGCUGAAGAACGAAAACAGGUUGUAUUGCAAGACAUCUGCACUGCAUUUGGCACUGUUGUGGAUAAUAUACCGGAACCUAUCAAUGUCAUUGAGAAAGACUGGACGAAGGAUCCUUGGGCUCAAGGCGGACCUGGUCCUGUUUGGAGACCUGGGUUCUUGGCGGGUGAGUCUGGAAAGGCGAUCGCUGAGCCGUUUGGGAAUAUUCAUUUUGUUGGGACAGAAACGUCUUCGGUUUGGAGGGGAUACAUGGAUGGAGCCGUGAGAUCGGGUAUCCGAGGAGGCCAGGAGGUUGUGACGUCCCUUGACAAGGUAUUUGGCUCAAGUUCCUGA